Molecule: messenger RNA, 1096 nt
Organism: Hevea brasiliensis (rubber tree)
Lineage: Eukaryota; Viridiplantae; Streptophyta; Magnoliopsida; Malpighiales; Euphorbiaceae
Product: RNA-binding protein Y14
Exons: 4
Coding region: 117-710 (197 amino acids)
Biological process (GO): RNA splicing
Cellular component (GO): exon-exon junction complex; nucleus; cytoplasm
Molecular function (GO): mRNA binding
Source: RefSeq, a predicted model, not a curated record
AUCGCCCUAAUUUUUCUGGCAGUGCACUUUACCAAAGCCCCCGUUCCUUCGCCCAGAGUCGUGAAGUCGAACUUGAACCCUGCUUACGCAUAUACAUCGAGCGUAACAUAGAGAGAAUGGCUAACGCAGAUGCGGAAGCGGUGGACUUCGAGCCGGAGGAGGACGAUCUGAUGGACGAGGAUGGAGCAGUCGACGUUGACGCCUCACCUCGGGCACCGCUCCCCAAGCUGAAGUCUGCAAUAACCGGAGGUUCUUCCUCUCUUUCCGCUGCCAGAAAGACUAAAGGCCGUGGCUUCAGAGAGGAGGCUGAUGCCGACCGCCAGACCCGCCUUGCCUCUCGUGACUUCGAUUCCCUCGGCUCCGAUGGCGGUCCUGGCCCUCAGCGAUCUAUUGAAGGAUGGAUUAUUUUAGUCACUGGAGUGCAUGAAGAGGCACAAGAGGAUGAUUUGCAAAAUGCUUUUGGUGAUUUUGGUGAGAUAAAAAAUUUGCAUUUAAAUCUUGAUCGCCGAACUGGGUUCGUUAAGGGUUAUGCACUGAUAGAAUAUGAGAAAUUUGAGGAAGCACAGAAUGCAAUAGCUGCAAUGAAUGGAACUGAACUUCUGACACAGAUCAUCAAUGUUGAUUGGGCAUUUAUCAAUGGACCCAUCAGAAGAAAGAACAUGAGAUCAGGACGAGCGCAUCGGUCAAGGAGUCCUAGGAGAAGAUACUAAUGCACUGUGUUGUUUUUGGUUUAGAGGGUGUAUGGAUUUGCAUUGAGGGGUUUGACGUUAAUAUUUGUCGUGAAGACUACAACGAAGUCAUGUUUUGAAUGGGUUUAUGAAUUGGUGAUGUGUUUGCUGACAAUCCCUCACUUCUCUCCUAUCCAAUCCUGUGGCAAUUCAGCACUGAUUUACAUUUGUAAUAAUUUUGUUUAUUUGUGAUUUGAGGAUUAUUUUCUCCCAUUUAGCGGUGAGACAACUCGACAUGGAAUGUCCUUGUUAGAUCAUAGCUUUUGCAGGUUCACUGUAAAAUGAGUUAUUUGGGCGUUGCAGAGGAUGUAAAAUGCUCUACUGAAAAUUUUUUAAAUACGCUACUCCGGCUUUUCCAUUUGGACUAA